Molecule: messenger RNA, 1826 nt
Organism: Suncus etruscus (white-toothed pygmy shrew)
Lineage: Eukaryota; Metazoa; Chordata; Mammalia; Eulipotyphla; Soricidae
Gene: TCP1
Product: t-complex 1
Exons: 13
Coding region: 77-1747 (556 amino acids)
Biological process (GO): protein folding
Cellular component (GO): chaperonin-containing T-complex
Molecular function (GO): ATP-dependent protein folding chaperone; ATP hydrolysis activity; ATP binding
Source: RefSeq, a predicted model, not a curated record
CGCCGCCGCCAGCCGCGUCUCCCGUGGUCCGCCGCGCUAGUAAUUAACGACCUCCCGUCCGCGUUCCGCCACGAAGAUGGAGGGGCCCCUGUCCGUGUUCGGGGACCGCAGCACCGGGGAGGCGAUCCGCUCCCAGAACGUUAUGGCAGCAGCUUCCAUUGCCAAUAUCGUGAAAAGUUCCCUUGGUCCCGUUGGCUUGGAUAAAAUGUUGGUGGAUGAUAUCGGUGAUGUCACCAUCACUAAUGAUGGGGCCACCAUUCUGAAGUUACUGGAGGUGGAGCACCCUGCAGCCAAGGUCUUGUGUGAACUGGCAGAUCUACAGGACAAAGAAGUGGGAGACGGAACAACCUCAGUGGUUAUUAUUGCAGCAGAACUUCUGAAAAAUGCAGAUGAGCUGGUCAAACAGAAAAUCCAUCCUACAUCAGUUAUUAGUGGCUAUCGACUUGCCUGCAAGGAAGCAGUACGUUACAUCAACGAAAACCUAAUUAUUAACACAGAUGAGCUCGGAAGGGAUUGCCUGAUUAAUGCAGCUAAGACCUCCAUGUCUUCCAAAAUCAUUGGAAUAAAUGGUGAUUUCUUUGCCAACAUGGUGGUAGAUGCCGUGCAAGCUGUUAAAUACACAGAUGUAAGAGGCCAGGCUCACUAUCCAGUCAAUUCUGUGAAUAUUCUGAAAGCACACGGGAGGAGUCAGAGCGAGAGUUUGCUCAUCAAUGGCUACGCACUCAACUGUGUGGUGGGAUCCCAGGGUAUGCCCAAGAGAAUAGUGAAUGCCAAGAUUGCCUGCCUUGACUUUAGCCUGCAGAAAACAAAAAUGAAACUUGGUGUGCAGGUGGUUAUCUCGGAUCCUGAAAAACUAGACCAGAUCAGACAAAGAGAAUCAGACAUUACCAAGGAGCGGAUCCAGAAGAUUCUAGCCACAGGAGCCAAUGUAAUCCUCACCACUGGCGGCAUUGACGACAUGUGUCUGAAGUAUUUUGUGGAGACAGGCUCCAUGGCUGUCAGAAGAGUCUUAAAGAGGGACCUGAAGCGCAUCGCUAAAGCUUCUGGAGCGGUGAUUCUGUCAACCUUGGCCAAUUUGGAAGGUGAAGAAACUUUUGAAUCUUCCAUGUUGGGUCAAGCAGAAGAGGUGGUGCAGGAGAGAAUCUGCGAUGAUGAGCUGAUCUUGAUCAAGAACACUAAAGCUCGCUCAUCUGCGUCCAUUAUCUUACGUGGGGCAAAUGAUUUCAUGUGUGAUGAGAUGGAGCGCUCUUUACAUGAUGCCCUAUGUGUGGUGAGGAGAGUGCUGGAGUCCAAAUCUGUGGUUCCUGGUGGGGGUGCAGUGGAGGCAGCCCUCUCCAUCUACCUGGAGAACUAUGCCACAAGCAUGGGCUCUCGGGAACAAUUAGCUAUUGCAGAAUUUGCCAGAUCUCUUCUGGUUAUUCCAAACACUUUAGCGGUCAAUGCAGCUCAAGAUUCCACAGACCUAGUUGCAAAACUGAGAGCUUUCCAUAAUGAGGCCCAGGUCAACCCAGAGCGCAAAAAUCUGAAAUGGAUUGGUCUUGAUUUGGUCAAUGGUAAGCCUCGUGACAACAAGCAAGCAGGUGUGUUCGAACCUACCAUAGUUAAGAUAAAGAGUUUGAAGUUUGCAACUGAAGCCGCCAUUACCAUUCUUCGAAUUGAUGACCUGAUUAAGUUACACCCAGAGAGCAAAGAGGAUAAGCACGGAGCUUACGAACAUGCUGUCCACUCAGGAGCCCUUAAUGACUGAGCCCAAUUACCUUUAUUUAUAACCAUGUUAGAGCCCAUCACCCCGGACCUUGUGUGUUACACAUUAAAAGAACAAAAAC